Capsella rubella is the source of this 906-nucleotide messenger RNA. RefSeq lists its product as uncharacterized. NCBI's taxonomy places the organism in Eukaryota, Viridiplantae, Streptophyta, Magnoliopsida, Brassicales, Brassicaceae. The coding region runs from base 71 to 730 and encodes 219 amino acids. The transcript is spliced from 2 exons. The record is from RefSeq and is a predicted model, not a curated record. Gene Ontology annotation, cellular component: plasma membrane.
UCAUUACAUAUAUAUUUUAUCGACCUUUACCAACCAAACAUGUAUGUAUCUCCUCCCUCUCUCAUGAGCUAUGGCCGGAGGAGAAGAAGAAGAAGCAACUCCGUCAUUACCGGACUACGAACCUUUACCUUCAUCAUCAAGUCACGAUCCAAACGACACCGUUCUGAUCUCAUCAUCCUCAUCACAUCCUUCUUCUACUACCUCACGACGCCGUUUCAUCAUCUCUAUACUAUUUCUCAUAUCUUUCGCCUCGAUCUUCAUCUACGUCUUCUGGCCGUCCGAUCCACGCAUCAAAAUCGUACGUGUCAAGAUUUCCCACGUGCACGUUCACCGCCGUCCGGUUCCGUCUAUCGACAUGACGGUGCUCGUUACGCUUAAGGUAUCCAAUGCUGACGUGUACUCUUUUGACUUCACGGAUCUUGACGUCGCGGUUGACUACAGAGGGAAAACGUUGGGUCACGUGAGCUCCGAUGGCGGGCACGUGACUGCUUUUGGUUCUUCUUACCUCGACGCGGAAGCGGAGCUUGACGGCGUCGACGUGUUCCCUGACGUCGUUCACCUGAUUCACGAUUUGGCUAAAGGCUCCGUUGAGUUUGACACCGUUACGGAGACUAACGGAAAACUUGGAGUUAUGUUCUUCCGUUUCCCUUUAAAGGCAAAAGUGGCAUGUGGGAUUCUAGUAAAUACAGUUAAUCAGACAAUUUCUCGUCAAAGUUGUAGCCCUGUCUAAUUCAAGAGACAUCAAAAUCAUUAUGAUAUUCUUUUUGUCUUCGUUAUCUUUUUUUCUUUAAUGUAAUUUUGUAGUGCUAAUAGAGAUUUAGAGUCAACUGAUGUUAGAAAUAUUAUAUCCUUAUGUGUGAAACUUGUUGGUUUUCAAAUUAAUCAAAGUUUAUGUUUGCAAAUCAA